This is a messenger RNA of Amoebophrya sp. A25, 1016 nucleotides long. NCBI's taxonomy places the organism in Eukaryota, Dinophyceae, Syndiniales, Amoebophryaceae. The record is from the annotation of a GenBank genome assembly.
CAAGAAUGGAUAUCAACCGUCACAAGCUCUCGUCUCCUUAUUUCCAGAUCGACUUCAGGGCAUCCAUUUCGAUACCCCCCAGAGCAUCUUGCAUGUCAAUCCUGAAGACCACCAACCUUUAUUUCCGUAUUCGUCCAACAAGUAGAUGUAGAUCCGGAUAUUAAUGGUUCCGCGGGAAUACAGUCGCUGAAACUAAAUUAUAGGGAGGUGCUGAAGAAUAAGAAUUGGCUUUGGCAUUGGACUGACACUGUCGUAGGAGGAAUUUCAGAUUCAAAAUUUCGCUUUCCUCGAAAGAAAUUGGUUUUAUUCACUUCUCGUUUUUUUUCAUUAUCAACAAAUUCUGGUGGUCGCUUUUCUUUCACUAUGCUCAGAUGAAAUAUUGGGUGUCAUCACUCUAUUAUGAGGAAUUUGUUUCGAUAUCGAAUAUACUCUACUAAUGAUGCAACAUUUCAUAUUUCUUAUUUUUUAAAAAUGUAACAACCUCCUCCAUAAAUACCACGAAGUCUAGAUUAGGACAGGUGGAUAAGUUUGGGAUCAUGUGUUGUAAGUGAUUUUUUUGGAUUAGUAUGCAUUUUCAUAAACAUACGGAAAAAAAAAAGAAAAUAUAGAGAAAAACAAUGUUUGUUGGAAUCCCUCAAGAAAUUAAUAGGUUUGCAUACUUUUGGUCAAUCCUUGCUUCACGAGCUGCUUCUAGCUUUGUGCCCGAUGGAGUAAUGUACUACUCAGUUUCUUCACACAUAACCUCGGCACUGCAAUUGCUUCCUGUACUAAAAGACCCUCAACCUCCUUCACGUCUUCUACUACGACCUCAAAGACGAGUAGUAUCAUUCUACUUGAGAAAAUCUAAAAAUGAUCAUUGCUGCCCACGGAUGUGUCUAUGGCAAGAGCAAACUUCAUUCGAUGUCGUUUGAAUUUGUGCAAAGCAUCCACGACCCUGACAAGCAUCAACAGAAAUGAGUGCACACUCUAACGAGCAUCAGUUCUUUUCUCGUGAGAAAGAGACGGACCAACAUGAC